AUGCCUUCUAUCAUCAAGUUCGCUGCGGCGGCUCUUGCCGUGGCUCAAGCCUCGGCUCAGACUUACACCUCUUGCAACCCUCUCGACAAGACUUGUCCUUCUGACAAGGGUUCUACUGAGUCAAGCCUGAGCUUCGACUUCACCCAGAGCUUGGAUCAGUGGACUACCACUGCUGGAACUGUCGAUACCACCUCCAAUGGUGCCGCCUUCACCCUUGCCAAGAAGGGUGAUGCCCCUACCAUUGAGACCGAUUUCUAUAUCUUCUUCGGUGAGGUUUCGGUCGUCAUGAAGGCCGCUCCGGGUACCGGCAUCGUGAGCAGUCUCGUUUUCGAGUCUGACGAUCUUGAUGAGAUCGAUUGGGAGGCUCUUGGUGGCGAUUUCACCACCAUUGAGACCAAUUACUUCGGUAAGGGUGAUACCACCACCUACGACCGUGCCACCUGGCCCGCCGUCUCCGACCCCCAGAACGACUGGCACACCUACACUGUGAACUGGCAGAAGGAUGCCACCACCUGGUCCAUCGAUGGCGCCGUCGUCCGCACUCUCAAUUACGCCGAUGCUAAGAGCGGAACCCGCUACCCCCAGACCCCCAUGCGCAUCCGUAUUGGUAUCUGGGCCGGUGGCGACCCGGACAACGCCGAGGGAACCAUCGAGUGGGCUGGUGGCGAGACCGACUACGCUGAUGCCCCCUUCACCAUGUACGUGAAGUCCGUGGAGAUCACGAACGCCAACCCUGCCGAGUCGUACACCUACAGCGACACCACCGGUUCCAUGGACAGCAUCGAGUUGAGCGGUGCUUCUGCCCUCACCCAGACUGAUAGCACUACUUCCACUACUUCCGCCACUUCUACCACUUCUACCACUUCUACCAGCUCCAAGUCUACUGAGACUACCACCGCUGCUACUACCCUGGCUACCACUACUCACUCCUCAUCCGCUUCUACCACCAAGGGCUCAUCCACCACUUCCUCCGAUAGCUCCUCGGUCUCUGGCAGCACCUCCAGCUCGGAGACCACCUCCAGCUCCAAAUCCGCUAGCUCGGGUUCCGUUACUCCCUCCGGCUUCUCCAGCUCAGCUGCUGGUUCAAGCUCUGCCUCUACCGGCAGCAGCACCACGGGCUCUGGCUCCAGCUCCAGCGGUUCCUCUUCAAGCUCCGGUUCCACCGCUGCCCCCAGUGCAAGCCCAACCUACAACGCGGCUGCCAACGUGGCAUCCAACUACCUCGGCCCCAUCUCCAUCCUGGCCCUGGUCACUGCCUUCCUCCAGCUGUAA
Penicillium odoratum is the source of this 1272-nucleotide messenger RNA. Its product is annotated as glycoside hydrolase family 16 protein. NCBI's taxonomy places the organism in Eukaryota, Fungi, Ascomycota, Eurotiomycetes, Eurotiales, Aspergillaceae. Gene Ontology annotation, molecular function: glycosyltransferase activity; hydrolase activity, hydrolyzing O-glycosyl compounds. The transcript has 2 exons. Gene Ontology annotation, cellular component: fungal-type cell wall. The coding region runs from base 1 to 1272 and encodes 423 amino acids. Gene Ontology annotation, biological process: fungal-type cell wall organization; carbohydrate metabolic process. The record is from RefSeq and is a predicted model, not a curated record.